Molecule: messenger RNA, 2206 nt
Organism: Lactuca saligna
Lineage: Eukaryota; Viridiplantae; Streptophyta; Magnoliopsida; Asterales; Asteraceae
Source: the annotation of a GenBank genome assembly
AUUUUACAAGAAAAUGAUGACAAUCCAAGAUUCUGAUUACAUCUAAGAUCUUGGGCUUGCGUGGGAUCUCAAUGAUUUUGAAGAAAUAAAUGGCUGAUUCUACUCCUAUCCCGGAUCUCACGAACAAUUACAUCUCAAACUUCUCUUUAUCGCCCAGCUAUUUUACAUUUGCCGGGGCAGGUGUAGUCCCAGAUUAUGACGGGGAGUCGAUAAUUGAUGGCCAUGAAGUCGAUUUUCUUAGCCAAACCCGACAAUUUGAUAAGCCGUCAUCUUCAGAUGAUUCUGAAUAUGUUCUUGAUAUUCUAUACAAGAGGCAGAAUGAGGUGAAUAUAAAGAGUGCAUUUUCUAUGGCUGCUAAGCCUUCUUUUAAUGGGUUAAUUCAGUUUUGGUCACCCCUACAAAGCAGCAGCAGACAUGUACUUACAACCAGCGAUCAACCUUUUAUGCUACAAUCAAGUCUCGAGAAACAUAAGGUAUAUCUCAAGAAGCACAGAUCAUGUUCCGAAGAAUAUCAGUAUAAUAUUGCUGCGGAUCAACUUGAAGUUGAAGAGGAUCCCACAAUCAUAAGUGGUGCGCCAGCUAAUGCAUUCCGAUCUAAAUUGGCAGAGGUAGUUCCGAACCUUAGGGUUCAAGCGGGGAGUCCAUUGGUGUAUUCUGCUUUGGAGUGUGAAUUAAUGUCUUAUUUUGUGUUGCCUAUUUCUAGUCAGUCUCAAAGCCAAUGUGUCCUUGGCGUCGUUGAGUGUUGUACCAAGGACUUUGACUGUCUUCUAGAAAUGUUAGGUUACUUGGUUGAUGCACUAAAGAUAAUGGGUCUGAGUACGUUCCAUACAGAGGGUUUGCUGUGCCAGACUAAAGAUGGUCUCAGAUGUACCAUGGAUGACAUGGUUGAAAUUGAAGCGGCAUUAAAAACAGCAUGUAUUUCACAUGAAUUAACUCUUGCUCAAGUUUCUAUUGCUUACGAGGACACUAAUGAUAUGCCUAAUUCAUUUUCUUUGGAGGGGAAACAUAUGACACAAAUGAUGGCACACAAAAUGAUUGGGCGUUGCCCUGAUUCAGACGAUUAUGAUUUUAAGGAUUAUUGUGGUACGUGUGAUAUGCUUCCUUCGAAAAUAGGGGAAGGACUUGUGGGGAAGGCAAAUGAAAAUUACAUGCCACACUUCUGCAGAAACAUUUAUGUGAUGAAUAAUAAGGAGCUACCCACUUUAAUUGAAACGAUUACUAUUAAAAAAUACAGCUGCCUUGUGAUAUGUUUGAGGAGCACCAUGAACGAUGUUUAUGUUCUUGAAUUUUUAUGGCUCCAAAAUCGAAAAUAUACUGUCUUGAUAGAGUCACUGGUAUUAACACUUAAGAGGUGUUUGCCAAAUUUCAAGUUUGCUUUUGGUGGAGAACUUGGUGAUGAAUUACUUGUUGUAGAAGUAGGAAAUUCUUCCACAGCUGAAAGUGGUAGUUUCAAGAUUUUUAAAGGAGUGAAAUUAUCACAAAUACAUGAAAUGAUGGAAAAAGAAAGAGAAUAUGUGGCUGAGCAAUGCAUAGCACCUCCGCAGGAAAAAGGCAACACAAGCCGACAUUUAUUGACUAAAGAGCUCAUUGAACAACAAUAUGGAAAGCCCCAGAAAGAAGCUGCAGAAAUCCUCAAAGUUUCCUUAUCUACAUUAAAACGCGAGCGCAAGGAAUUAGGGCUUGGGGACUGGGUAGGAUCGAAGGGUGUGAAGAGAAAGGCAAACCGUUCAUACAAGGAUCAAAGUAACAUGAUUAAUAAAGAAGACAACAGAGAACUACUUCGACCAGUGCCUCACAAUGGAGCUACCCUGACCAUAAAAGCAUAUUAUCAAGGUACUCCGAUCAAAUUUCGUCUCCCACUUUUACGAGUAAAAUUUAAAUAUGUUCAGAAGAAAAUCGGCAAUAAGCUGAAGUUGGAUCCUGGUAGUUUCAAGCUCAUGUACAAGGAUGAUGAAGAUGACGAAUAUAUUUUAUUGGUUUCUGAUGAAGACAUCACGGAUUGUAUCGAAAGUUCUACAAAUGUAAACCGCACUACCAUUAAGUUGUAUGUGCAAUAUCCUAUUUAAAUCACACCAUUGAAGUAAGUUGUGAUAGGAAAGACGAAAAAAGGCAAGUUAGAAGGAGAGGCGGUUGAUGUUGUUUGACUCUACUUAUUAUUUUCCUAAUCGAAAAAAUUUAAGAUGCGAUCAUGACUAGAUAAGAGCAU